AUGAAUGCAGGUGUGCAGGUAUGUAAUAUUUGGCGUUGGGCUGAAUUGGAAUACAGAUGGGCCCUUCGCCAGACUAGUUUUGAAUCUAGGGGGAUACAUGUAUCCAUCGUUUGGGGUGGUCUAUAUAAGAGGCCAGGGUCUAUUCUUUCCCUGAUGUUUUUAACAACACAAAUCUACAUCCGACUUCGAGAAGCCCCAUCUUCUUGUGAUCUAUUCAAGAGCCUUAAGACCACCAUAGUCACCAUGUGGAUAGCUUCCUUUGUUUCGCUCCUCCUCCUCUCGGCCACCGCUGCGGGCGCCCUACCAACCAACCUCCCUCGAGACGCAUCGUCCUAUUCAUAUCUAUUCGAAAAUGCCCCCGAUGACCUCAAACUAAUCAACUGCCCACUCGGAAACUCGGUUCACUUCCCCGAAUCGACCCUGCCAGCUCCAUCCAAAGGCCUAGAGCUCAAGUUCAUGACCAUCGGCCGCGGAACCCAGAACUACACCUGCCCCGCAAACAACAACACCGCGAAACCCAAAGCCACCGGUGCAACCGCAAACCUCUUCGAUGCAUCCUGUAUCGCAGCUCUACACAUAGACAGCGACUCCGGAAACCAAUCCCCCAUACAUAUCGUCCCUGACGUCCUCAAACCCAUCGCAAUGGGCACUGUGGAUUUCCUAGCUGAUAUGCUAAGACGCACCCGGGGUCAGAAUAUGGAAAUUGGAAAGCAUUAUUUUACUGCAGACGGGGUGCCCUUUUUCGACCUUCGCUCGCAACAUUCGUCCAAUGAUUGGCUGUCUUGCCAGAAGGAAGCUGAGAUUUCCGCGCCUGAGAGGCCCGGAAACGAAGGUAAUGAGGACGUGGCAUGGCUGAAGCUGAAGCACGUUGACGGAGGCUUGAAUGAGGUUUACCGCCUACAUACAGCCGGCGGCGCGCCACCUGCUACAUGCGAGGGCGUCUCUGGAGAGUUUACGGUGGAUUAUGCAGCCGAGUAUUGGUUCUAUGGUUGA
Messenger RNA from Aspergillus puulaauensis, 993 nucleotides. RefSeq names its product DUF3455 domain-containing protein. The transcript is spliced from 2 exons. The coding region runs from base 1 to 993 and encodes 330 amino acids. Lineage: Eukaryota; Fungi; Ascomycota; Eurotiomycetes; Eurotiales; Aspergillaceae. The record is from RefSeq and is a predicted model, not a curated record.